UGUGUCCCCUCCUCCAGCCCAGCUCCAGGGGACCCGGGGGUCCUGCAGCAGCUGGAGCAGCGGCCGUUGCCCACCGGGGCCCAGGUGGCUUGCACGCCCACCCCUUGCCCUACUCCGUCCUCCCGCCCCGCCGGGCCCCCCGCCGGGCCCCCCUCCAGGCCUGCCUGGGGCUGCUCCCGGUGGAGCCCUCCAGCCCCGUGCUGGUGGUUGGCUCGCGGGGCUGUCAGGCUCCCCUCCUGCCCCUUCUCCCGCUGCCUUCAGUCGCUUCCCCCUCCCUCUGCCCCGCCCUCUCUCUCCUCCCCACCCCCUUCCCUCCUUCCAUCCUCCUCCCUCCUGCGGACCGGCGGGCGGCCGCUGCUGCUGCUGCUGCUUGCUGAGGAGGAGGCUGAGGAGGCUGCCCGAGGUUGGGGGAGAGCCAAGCUCUGUCACCCCAGUCAUGCCUCUGCCGCGGACGCCCCUGGGUCGGCCUCUGGUCGGCUUCGUCUGCUUGGUCCUGGUUUACCAAUUGGUUGUGAUCACUGCCUGCCCGGAAUCGGACUUUGGCCAGCUCCUGGAUGAACUCUGCCUCACCAAGUUCAAACUGGAAAUGGAAGAGAUUGAGAAGAAGUUCUGGUGUGACUGGGGGCAGACGUUCAAGAGUUACAGAGAGGUCACCAACUGCACCUACCUAAUUGCAGAGAAGCUGGAUUGCUACUGGCCCAACUACCAGGUGAACGACUUCUUCCUGGCCAUUCACAGGCACUACUUCCAAGACUGCCCUGCCACAGGAAGGGUCCUGAAGGACCCCCCCAGCAACGUCCUCUGCCCCUUCAUCAUCGCCCCCAUCUUGGUGACCCUCCUCGGGACCGCCCUGGUGGUGUACAAGAGUCAGCGGAAUGAGGGCAUUGUGUAAGGCCUCGCCACCCCGGUGUGUACCACUUGGGACUUCUGCGUGCACGUCCACACCUGCCAUCAUGACCUGAGACUGUGAGGUGGUCAGACUUGAGGGGCAUGCUGGGAAGGAGAUGGGAGGAGGUGGGCUGGGUCUGAGAAAACCUCUUCUAAUGAGGGGGCUUAUUCCCUGCAAGGCCAUGCGUGGUGGGUGGGUGGGCAGGGAUGAGGAAGCAGUGUGGAAGACAAUGUGAACAUAGACUACAGUCCUAUUCAUUUCCUCUAAACAAUAUGUCCCCCACCCCCAAGUAAAGUUAACAAUAUUUUCCAGUUGCUAACAGAUUUGAGAAUUAAGUGUGACCAGAGCCCCAUCUUGACUCAACCAACAAGGGUCCAACAGAUUUAAGGUUGGUCAAAGUUCCAUCAAACAGAAUUGUUGUAAGUGUAAAUUAUUCCCUGGGAAGUCUUUGGUCAACUGUUUUUCUUGAAGCGUUCAUUCUCCAGAUGUGAUCCUCUGGCCUUAUGAUGUUGCCAAUGUAUAAAAUAGGUUAUUAUACUGUACACAUGGAACACACUGUGUUCGGGUGAUUAAAAGAUAUAGUCUCAAAUGUG
This is a messenger RNA of Dromiciops gliroides (monito del monte), 1482 nucleotides long. RefSeq names its product receptor activity modifying protein 1 (gene RAMP1). Gene Ontology annotation, biological process: cellular response to hormone stimulus; G protein-coupled receptor signaling pathway; receptor internalization. The record is from RefSeq and is a predicted model, not a curated record. Gene Ontology annotation, cellular component: membrane; cell surface; signaling receptor complex. The coding region runs from base 437 to 892 and encodes 151 amino acids. Gene Ontology annotation, molecular function: coreceptor activity. Lineage: Eukaryota; Metazoa; Chordata; Mammalia; Microbiotheria; Microbiotheriidae. The transcript is spliced from 3 exons.